Molecule: messenger RNA, 442 nt
Organism: Acaulospora morrowiae
Lineage: Eukaryota; Fungi; Glomeromycota; Glomeromycetes; Diversisporales; Acaulosporaceae
Source: the annotation of a GenBank genome assembly
AUGGUUCACGGAAAGGUAGUCUCCUCAAAAAAAUUUCUUGCGCCUGCCAAAGAAUCUCUGCUGGAUUACACAGAGGAAGGAGAAAGUUCUUCAACAUCGCUUCCAAAAGACAUCGAUGAAAAAAGUAUUCUUUCAUCGGAACAUGAUUCAGAAUUUAGUCAGCCGCAAGAUGAACCCUUUGAGACAUCAGAUGAAAUGGAAACAGAUGUGAAUCCAUUGCCCAUUAGCGAUGUCGAGGAGAUUGAUAAGGUGAUCCUGGAUGGAAAGAUCGUGGUAAAAGUCGAUCGCCCUUGGAAAUGUAAUCACGAGGGGUGCGAUAAAGCAUUCAAGGUUAAAUCCAACUUAAAGAGGCAUCAGAUUUCACACACAGCAUUGGUAAAAACAUCCUUCCGAGAAUCCAGUCGGGAGAUUAGGCCCUUCAAUUGUCCGGUUCCCGGUUGUG